AUGUCAGCGCCUGGAGGCCCUUCAUGGAUGUGUCGCUCCACGGCCAGGCCCAACUUUUUGCUGUGGAUAUGGCUGGCGUCCACCUGUGUGAUCGCUGUUCAGGCCCAACAACACCCUGUGGUCACCACCAAUUAUGGAAAAUUGCGGGGAGUGAAGGUUACAUUACCCAAUGAGAUCCUGGGACCGGUGGAGCAGUAUUUGGGGAUCCCGUAUGCGUUGGCCCCAACGGGGGAGCGGAGGUUCCAGCCGCCGGAGCCACCCAUGUCCUGGCCUGGCAUCAGGAAUGCUACUCAGUUUGCUCCAGUUUGUCCUCAGUUCUUAGAGGACCGCUUUUUACUCAAUGAUAUGCUCCCUGUGUGGUUCACCGCCAACUUGGAUACAGUGGUAACCUAUGUGCAGGAGCAGAGCGAGGACUGCCUUUACCUGAACAUCUACGUCCCCACAGAGGAUGGGGCCAACUCAAACAAGGCGCAAGGCGCAGAUUUCAACAGUAAUGAUGGUGGCGGUGAUGAAGAUAUCCAUGAUGAGAAUGGGUUAAAGCCGGUCAUGGUUUACAUCCACGGAGGCUCCUACAUGGAGGGAACUGGCAACAUGAUUGACGGCAGCAUCCUGGCCAGCUACGGGAAUGUCAUUGUCAUCACAAUCAACUACCGGCUCGGAGUUCUGGGGUUUCUAAGCACAGGAGACCAGGCAGCCAAGGGCAACUACGGCUUGCUGGAUCAAAUUCAGGCUCUCAGGUGGAUCAAAGAAAACAUCCAGGCCUUCAAAGGAGACCCGAAGAGAGUGACCAUUUUUGGCUCUGGCGCUGGAGCAUCGUGCGUCAGCCUGCUCACCCUCUCGCAUUACUCAGAAGAUCUGUUCCAGAAAGCCAUCAUCCAGAGUGGCACAGCGCUGUCCAGCUGGGCGGUCAACUACCAGCCGGCCAAGUACACCCGUGCCCUGGCCGAGAAGGUGGGCUGCAACAUGCUGGACACCAUCGACUUGGUCGAGUGCCUGCAGAACAAGAACUACAAAGAGCUGAUCGAGCAGUACAUCACACCUGCGAAAUACCACAUCGCCUUCGGGCCCGUGAUCGAUGGCGACGUCAUCCCGGACGACCCCCAGAUUCUCAUGGAGCAAGGGGAGUUCCUCAACUAUGACAUCAUGCUGGGGGUGAACCAGGGCGAGGGAUUUAAGUUCGUGGACGGCAUCGUGGACAGCGAGGACGGGGUGUCUGCCAAUGAUUUUGACUUUGCUGUGUCCGACUUUGUGGACCAUCUCUACGGCUAUCCGGAGGGCAAAGACACUCUACGCGAGACCAUCAAAUUCAUGUACACGGACUGGGCGGACAAGGAGAACCCAGAGACACGGCGCAAGACCCUGGUGGCCCUCUUCACUGACCACCAGUGGGUGGCGCCAGCUGUGGCCACGGCUGAUCUCCAUGCCCAGUACGGCUCCCCGACCUAUUUCUACGCUUUCUAUCACCACUGUCAGAGUGACAUGAAGCCGAGCUGGGCCGACUCGGCCCACGGCGAUGAAGUGCCGUACGUGUUUGGGAUCCCCAUGAUUGGCCCCACGGAUCUCUUCAACUGCAACUUCUCCAAGAAUGACGUGAUGCUGAGUGCUGUCGUCAUGACCUACUGGACUAACUUUGCGAAAACAGGGGAUCCAAACCAACCAGUUCCACAGGACACAAAGUUCAUCCACACAAAACCCAACCGGUUUGAGGAGGUAGCCUGGACCAAGUACAACCCUAAAGACCAGCUCUACCUUCAUAUUGGCCUCAAACCUCGAGUGCGAGACCACUACCGUGCUACCAAGGUUGCUUUCUGGUUAGAACUGGUUCCACACCUCCACAACAUAAAUGAAUUUUUUCAAUACGUGUCCACCACCACUAAGAUACCUCCGCAGGACACCACCCCGUACCCUUACACCAAACGGUUCCCCGGCAAAAACAACUGGCCAUCCACUACCCGUCACCCAGGGGUCCCACCCGCCAACACCAAACAGACCACGGACCAGCGCAAGAGUGGCGACCUGACCGACGAGUCAACUGUGGUGAUCGAGACCAAGAGGGACUACUCCACCGAGCUCAGCGUGACCAUCGCGGUUGGAGCGUCCCUGCUCUUUCUCAACAUCCUCGCUUUCGCUGCCCUCUACUACAAGAAGGACAAGCGGAGGCAUGAGUCAAACCGGCGUGUCCCCACCCCUCAACGCAACUCUGCUCCAACGAACACGCCCUCCACGGCCAACGACGUGGCCCACCUGCAGAGCGAGGAGCUGAUGUCCCUGCAGAUGAAGCAGCAGCAGCUUGAGCACGAGCACCACCACGAGUGCGAGUCGCUGCAGACCCACGACACGCUGCGCCUCACGUGCCCGCCCGACUACACCCUCACCCUGCGCCGGUCGCCAGACGACAUACCCCUGAUGACGCCCAGCACCAUCACCAUGAUCCCCAACUCACUGGCCGGCAUGCAGCCUCUGCACAACUUCAAUACUUUCGGUGGCAGCCAGAACAGUACCAACUUACCCCACGGCCACUCCACCACACGCGUAUAG
This is a messenger RNA of Chelmon rostratus (copperband butterflyfish), 2538 nucleotides long. RefSeq names its product neuroligin 4 X-linked a (gene nlgn4xa). The record is from RefSeq and is a predicted model, not a curated record. NCBI's taxonomy places the organism in Eukaryota, Metazoa, Chordata, Actinopteri, Chaetodontiformes, Chaetodontidae. Gene Ontology annotation, molecular function: signaling receptor activity; neurexin family protein binding. Gene Ontology annotation, cellular component: postsynaptic specialization membrane; synapse; cell surface. Bases 1 to 2538 code for a protein of 845 amino acids. The transcript is spliced from 6 exons. Gene Ontology annotation, biological process: synaptic vesicle endocytosis; modulation of chemical synaptic transmission; neuron cell-cell adhesion.